Messenger RNA from Penicillium nucicola, 444 nucleotides. Its product is annotated as RidA family protein. The record is from RefSeq and is a predicted model, not a curated record. Bases 1 to 444 code for a protein of 147 amino acids. Lineage: Eukaryota; Fungi; Ascomycota; Eurotiomycetes; Eurotiales; Aspergillaceae. The transcript has a single exon.
AUGCCAACCGCCGUGACUGGAUACGACUAUCCAGGAUAUGAGGAGUUAGGAAACAUCUUCAACAUCUCGGCCGCCGUUUCCAUUCCAUCCGAUGCUCGCAUUGUUGCAACCUCGGGGCAAAUCGCCGAUAAUCAUAACCCUCUUUGGGGAAGCCAUGCCGAACAAUUUGAAAAGUCAAUGAAGAAUGUUGAGAAAGCUUUGGCAUCUGCCUCACCUCAUAUAACAGACCCAAGGCAGCUCUGGGGAGGAGUGUUCUACGUUACUUCCUUCCAUGUUGGUGCUCUAACCAGAGAGGAGCAACUCCAAAUUGCCGAAAUUGCGAGGAGGACUUUUGGGAGCAACAAGCCAGCAUGGGCAGCUAUUUGUGUGAAUGCUUUGUUCCCACCCGAAGCUCUUGUUGAGAUUCAAGUUCAAGCGGCAUAUCGGGACGAGCAGAGAGAUUAA